GGGCUCGGACCGAGGAUGCAGUGUGGGGAGCAGCCCCAGGCUCCGACAUUUCGCCUCCUGGGGGCCACCUCAGCUCCUGAGGCGGGCAGCUGGCAGCAGCCGAGCCGAGCCCCGCCGCCUCCCCGGGCUGCCGUGAGGGAGCCCCGGGGCCGCCAUCUCCUCGGGCCGGCCAAAAACCACCUUAACGCCGAGGCAGGAAGCGGCGGCGGGCACCCAAUCAGGCCGGCCCGAAAAAGGGACGGCCCCGCCGGGAGGAGGAGGAGGAGGAGGAGGCUGCGAGGCUGCGGCCGGGAGCCGGGGCCGGGGCCCCGGGGCCGAGCUGCGGCCGAUGGCCGAGGGCAGCCCCCCAGGAGCCGCCCCGGGCGGCGGGGACCCGGCCGCCUCUUUGGGCGCCUCGGGCGGGCACGCAGCGCAGGUCGUAACCUGAAGGAGUGGCUGCGGGAGCAGUUCUGCGACCACCCCCUGGAGCACUGCGAGGACACGCGGCUGCACGACGCAGCCUACGUCGGGGACUUGCCCACGCUCAAGAGCUUGCUGCAAGAGGAGAGCUUCCAAAGCCGGAUCAACGAGAAGUCGGUGUGGUGCUGCGGCUGGCUGCCCUGCACCCCGCUGCGCAUCGCCGCCACCGCCGGCCAUGGCCCCUGCGUCGACUUCCUCCUGCGCAAAGGGGCCGAGAUCGACCUGGUGGAUGUCAAGGGGCAGACCGCCCUCUACGUGGCCGUGGUCAACGGGCACCUCGAGUGUGCCAAGAUCCUCCUGGAAGCCGGGGCUGACCCCAAUGGCAGCCGGCACCACCGCAGCACCCCCGUUUACCACGCGGCGCGCGUGGGCCGGGCAGACAUCCUGCGGGAGCUGAUCAGGUACGGCGCAGACGUGGACGUGAACCACCACCUGGCUUCUCGCGUCUCCAGCCUCUCCUUGCGGCCCCUCACCACGCUGGUGGUGUGCCCGCUCUACAUCAGCGCCGCCUACCACAACCUGCAGUGCUUCAGGCUGCUCCUCCAGGCCGGGGCCAACCCCGAUUUCAAUUGCUGUGGCCCCAUCAACAUCCAGGGCUUCUCCCGGGGCUCCCCCGUCUGCGUGAUGGAUGCCGUCCUGCGGCACGGCUGCGACGCGGCGUUCAUCCACCUCCUGAUUGACUUUGGAGCCAACCUCAACCUGGUCAAAGUGGAGGCCUUGGAGUUUGACUCCACGGGAAGGGUCAAAGUGAACCCUGAGGCUCUGCAGGUCUUCAAAGAAGCACGGGGCCGUGCCCGGAGCCUGUUGUCUCUCUGCCGCAUAGCUGUACGGAGAAUACUGGGCAAAUCUCGUCUGGAUCUGAUCCAUAUCCUUCCCGUCCCAGACCCCAUUAAACAAUUUUUACUUCACGAACACAGUUAAAGGGCAACUGGCUGCUUUCUGGGACAGUUUGGUUUGCGAAACGAGUGAGCUGAUACAGCCGGGUGCCAACCUUAGCCCUACCCUCGCAGAGAAAUACCGGUUUGCUCAUGGAGUGCACACAAUUCCCUGCGAUUUUCCCCUUCAAAUUCGGGGUGAUUUUGUGUGUCUGUACUCAAGCCACCAGCUGUUUAACUGGUGACCUGUUUGCGGCUGGUUGGGCAGUGAGGCCGGUAAGUGUGUGUGUGGCUGGUACAUGAGCAAACGCAGUAUAUCCUGCAGCUGUUAGCAUAUGUCUGUCUGUUAGGACUCUACCUCUGUUAUUGCUCCGUGUUACACACACCCUGGGUCUCAGAGCCACUUCUGCGUGGCAAAUGUGUCUGUACUCGAGCCUUUCAUCUUCCUGUAGCGCGCGAGGGAGUCUCUCCUUGCCUCGGUGCCAGUGCUGGUUUACAACAGCACCGUUCUCUUCCUGCUGUCAGUACCUGGCCUCUCUCUUACCUAUGGAGUUUGUGGUUGCUGCUGUAAAAGUGGGUGUAUUUUCUUCUUGCCUCCUCUGGUGUGAAAUGCAUCAAGUUUCCUGUCCGGUGGCUGCGUGUUACUUGGAGAAUUGUUACCCGUGCCUCUGCGUGCUGCAAGGUAGCUGCUGACUUGGCUUUCCUCCUGUAGAGGCCCCGUUGUAACCGGUGGGAGAGUAGCAGGACGUGUAACCCCAUCCCCUCUGAGCCCUCUCGGCAGACCACCAGCUCUGCUGUGGCAUCUUGGCUUUCCCUCCAGUGCCGUGAUGGACGAGGGAAGGGUUGGCCAGUCCUCCUCCCCACGGCCUAGGGAUGGGCCAGGUCUCAGGAGCGCUGCUGUAGCAUGAAAGAGAAGACGUGGAGAGAAGAGGAAACGUUAUUUUCACCCACGGAAACUGAGAGCCACACGGCCCGUGCUGGGGUGAUGGGAUCCCCAUGGUGCAGGGACGAGGACUGGGAUGCUCAGGUGAAGCCAGAAUGUGAACCUGAGAGAUUUCUGGGGUACUUUUGAGAAAUGUAAUGGCCAAACUCACCUUCUGGUCACUGUAAGUGGGUUUGCAUAUUUGGGAGUGACCAGGAGCAACAGUGGAGGGGUUGCUGAAUUAAACUGUUGUGCUGCUAGCGGUUGGUGCAAUGCCUGCGAGUGUAUGUGUGUGAUUAUGAAGAAAAAGACACCCAAAAUUCUCUCUGGACUUCCUGCUUGCAAUAUUGCAGUGGUGAUGAUGUUGCUGAAGGGCCGGUAAAGUAGGAGGCAAUGCAGAGCACAUAAAAAUAGAAAUUCCUGCUUGCUUUUUACUCCAGAUCCCAGUGCCCAGGCAGCACCCUCCCAAGUCCACCUAAUGGGCCUUUUUGUUUGCAUCCUGAUUCUGUCAGCACUGCAGGGAAGGGAGAAGAAAGGACUUUUUUUUUAAUCUUUUAUCAGGGAAUUAAUAGGCAGUGAGCUUCCCAAUGCAGUGUUGCAUCUGGCAGAGCUUUGCCCAGGCUCCUUUGAUUCCUGGUGCCCCUACGCUGCUGUUUUCCCUCGUGUCACAAGCUCACUUCUGGGCAUCUAGGGGUCAGCCAGCUCCUUAGAGGUGAGACAUAGUCAUUGUACAGCAAACGUUGUCAAAACAGCAGCUUUUAGAAGGGCAGAGGUGAGAUGAUCCCUCCUGGGUGAAAGCCCGGGAAGCGAGUGGUACUUGCUUCAACGUUUCUGAUCCAAGUUUUUCUAGUCCUCACAUUACAAACUGCUUUUUUGGACUGUGUUUCUCUGCCAAAUGUUCUUUCCAUGCCCAUGGAGUUGCCAAGGGUAUUUUUUAGAAGUAAUUUAGAUGAUGGGGAUUUAUUUAUGGAAUGGUGUUGGGGAACUGUUGCUGAGAAUUGGGUUAAGCAUGGGGUGACAGUGACAGGCCUUCCUGGGAAUGAAAUCCUUCUCUAGCCACUCUUCUCUUUGACCCUUUGUGGUAACGGGGAGCUGGGUUUGUUUAAGCUGCUUUGCCUUUUGGCAGUUUCAGAUGCCUUCGGGUAGAUCUGGUCAUCCUGGCUCUGUGGGGUUGGAUCCUCACGGCCACCCCACAGACUGAGCACGGAGCCCCGCAGUGCCCACGCUCCCUUCCCACCUGUGCUGGCCUCUCCCUUGCAGGUCCACGAAGGGACACUUAGAAAGUUGUCCUCCGUAGAGCUUCCACCAGCAGCGUCUUACCCUGGGUGAGUGCUCUGCUUUUAGAUGCUCGUGGAAUUGCUUCGUGCUUCAGACCAGCUGCUGAGGGAGGAGGGGGUGAGUUGCAUAUCUUUUAGUUGGGUGUAUCUGCUUUCAAAUACCUGAAGAAAUUUCGAGCAGGGAAGUGAAAGGUGAAUAGGGCUUGGCGCUGGUUUAUGAGAUACUUUUUUUUCCAGAGGCAUUGGUGAAUGCAAGCUCACAGCUCAGUUUCUGGUCCUCCCCCUGGGAUAUGUUUAUGGUGGAGUUCGAUAAGCAGCAGUGGACUUUUUUUGUAUAUUUUUAUUAUCUGCUGCAGAACACGUGCCUUUCCAAGGUGCUUUCAGAGAAGGAGGAAGGACAGGAAAAAAAAUGGAAUCUGUUUCCUGUUAUUUCUACUCCAUGGCGAGGCUUGGAAGGACAGCCAGUGUCCAGCUGGCCCCUUACAUUGCUCUGCUCGUUGAUUUUAGGACAAGGUGGCAAAAUUCUCAUUGCUGGGCACCGUUGAGAAAAGGCUGAAGCGUGAUGGCUGCACUCAGUGAUCAGAUACUUUCAGAACCCUCAUCAGAUGAGAUGUAAUGGCAAGGAUAUGUAGCAGCGGGCAUGCUUUCAAGGUGAGAAGGCAGCAGUGUUGCAUUGUUUCCUUUUCAGGCUUGCAGAUGGUUUAGGUUUUCACCGUACUGGGGGCCAGGGCAGCCCAUGAGCGUGUUGCCUGAGAGUUGUGUGCUUGCUUUAUAGACGUGUUAACAUGCCUAAAAGAUGCAAACAGGUUGUAAAGCCUCUUGUCACCUUGCUGGUGGAACCAUAAUGUUUUGCAGGAGCACGGACCGAGCGUACUCUCUAGCUCCAAUGUAUAGAGGCAGAAAACGAGGGAGGUUGUCUUGAGAAAAUGCCAUGGAAACAGCUUCUUUGGGUUGACUUUUUCCCCCUCUGGUUUUUACUUGUUCACAUAGUUUUGCAAACCAGUCACACGUCAGUGCCUUUUGGGAGAAGGUAGGCUGGAAGUGGAAGGCGCAUGCCCCUCUGGGGAAAUCUGGCUCCAUCUGGAGUGAGCUGCAGAGAAAUGCCAGUGUGCGUGGCAGAGAGUGGCCCAAGGAGAUUCGGGGCAUUUAGCUGCUACAGGUGUGAUCACUCGGUGCCCGCUGUAGCUGCAGUAUGUAGUUAGAGCUAAGCCUCUGCAGAUCACCUGUUAAAUUUUUUGUUGCCUUCAGUUUUUGAUCCACUGACUGUUGUGCACUUGAUGGACACUGUCCUACAGCAUUCUUGCAGAUAAUCAGCCACUGACACCCUACCCAGGCCAGCUGUUGCAGCCAUAUCUCCGUGCUCCCCCCAGAACCAUGACUCCCAUGUAAGUUGAAAUGAGAAAAUCUCUCUUUCCAUGGCAGAGUCAAUAUUUGUUACCGAUACGCUUCCUUUGUAGGUCCCACUGGUAAGCACAAGUCAUGCUAGGGUGGGGUCUUUGGCCUCAGUUAGUUUUCUAUUCUUUAUUUAUAAUUUGAGAUAUAAUGAUCAUGAUGUUCCAGCAGCAUGCUGAACUUUGUGCAUAUGGGUAGUCCUUUUGACCUCAAAUCUGAAGGACGAUAUGGUUCUUCAAAGCCAUCCAAGGUAGCGUCCAAAAGGUUUCCCUGACCAUGAAUAUCUCAAGCUCAUGGCCCACAGGUCAGAGGAGGGUUCUCCCAACCCCGUAGCAAACCAGCUUGAAGUUUCACAAACACUUGGACAUCAGCAGAAUCAAAGCUUUGGAGAAAUCCAGUCACGGGAGGCUUUUUGUGGGACCACCCAUCCAUUGCCCAUCUCAACUGAGGCACUGUGCCUCCUGCAAAGGUUCCAGCCUUAAACUGGAGUGGUCUUUCCUUUUGGCUUGAGGGACUGAAGGGUUCCCAACUCAGUAGAACAACUCACGUAAUAUUGAGCCAGAACUGUGGAAACUACUGUUGGAGUUGUCCUGGUGGACAGUGGUUGCUGAGGCUACCUAAACCCAGCUCUGCCUAAGUGAAAUGGUUUAAUACACAGAAUAUCUGGAAAUUUCACUGUAGAGAGGUAGUAAUGAAUCUUAAAACAGAUUUAUGAAGUUCCGUAGUGCCACAGCCUUUAUCUUCUGACUGUCCUCAUCCUUUUAAACCCAAGAAACACUCGUCUUCCAGUAUGGAAUCUCAGUAAUAAUGUGUGCAUAUUAUAUGUCUUUGCACUAUAUAAACAGCAUUUAUUUUUGCCUUAAUUCAGACUUUGCCAUUUCCUCCUAUGUAGCAAUGCGUUCUCUUUUGUAAAAGCAUCCUUUUACAUGCUGUCCUUGAGGCGUGCUCAGAUAACACCAAUAACACAACUGUGAAGUCACAGGUGGGAAAUUAAACAGAUCUGCAGUGUACGUCCCCUCAUUUGAAGGAUGCCUGUUACGGUUCUGCGUAAUAUAUUAAGUGUGCAUCGUGUGGCCCUGCUGUAAGUAGGUGUGGGAUGGGAUGACAAGGUUUGGAAAGUGGUUAAAGAACUGUAACAGAUCUAGAAUAAGAAAGUACAUCCCAAGGAGCUUUUUUUCUUGUGGGCUUUCUUCUCGUCUUUGUUGUAUUAGGGGAUUUUCAGAGUAUGAAAUACUGGUAGCUGGCCUGGUACGCAAAUAUAAUUUCCUGCCAUUUGGGAAUUUUGCAAAACAGCAGAACAACAUUUAUUAGGGUUGGUGUGUGUGUGUGUGUGUGUUUUUUUCCAUCCCCAGAUUCAAGUAAAGCACUUUUUACACCAAAACCAGCCUUUGAGUGUAGCAACCUGCCCAGGAUGGAGCAGAGGUGACAGCCAAGUGAGUCCCACUCCAAGAAGCACUAUUUGGUGGUCUGUUGCUUUUGCCCGGGGUAGAAUGGUUGUGCACAGCAGCAAGAUAAGAUCCAAGAGCAGACUGGAGAUCUCCGUUGUGGGCCUGGGUCUGUGUAUAGCUAAAUAAAGAUGUUCCAGUGCAAGAGCA
Molecule: messenger RNA, 6520 nt
Organism: Anas platyrhynchos (mallard)
Lineage: Eukaryota; Metazoa; Chordata; Aves; Anseriformes; Anatidae
Source: RefSeq, a predicted model, not a curated record